AACUCAUAAGCGCUCUCCAAUUACUUCUCCCUCUCUAAAUGACUUCAUAGCAAAAAGCCCUUCCAACAAAAUUACCAAUCUACCCAUGCCGGACCCCUACACCACCAGCACCACCACCGUCUUCGGCCGGGGCACUCGGAUACGGGGGAGACGCCGGAUAUUUUGUCUCCGGCGACGCCGGAAGCAGCCGACGGCGAGGCUAGGAGGGGAGAAGAAGCCGCGCCGGAGAGGGCUGUUUAUGGUGAAGCUCUUCAGAAGAGUGAGAGUGAAUUGGAAGUGGAAUUACUACUCAAGCUUGCUGAAGAAGAUGAAGGCUUUCUGCCAAUCUCUGAUGAAAGAUGAACUGGCUGAGUACGGCGGAGCGAUUGAGUAUUCAUUCCAGCAACGGCUUUUUAUGGAGGCGUCUUUUGCCGUUCCGGUGGGGAUGGGACUUCCUUUAAACUCAUUUCAUCCCCGGUAAUCCAAUGCCGGAACAUUACUUCUACACAUCAAGUGCAUUUUAUUGAUUCCUGAUCUGUAAUUUCCUAAUACUUUAUCUCCUAAAUCACAAAGAAAUUACUCCGUCUCUAAUUCGCAUUUUAUAUGGGG
Cuscuta epithymum is the source of this 588-nucleotide messenger RNA. Lineage: Eukaryota; Viridiplantae; Streptophyta; Magnoliopsida; Solanales; Convolvulaceae. The record is from the annotation of a GenBank genome assembly.